Molecule: messenger RNA, 3000 nt
Organism: Hemisphaericaspora subhashii
Lineage: Eukaryota; Fungi; Ascomycota; Pichiomycetes; Serinales; Debaryomycetaceae
Gene: MSH2
Product: mismatch repair ATPase
Exons: 1
Coding region: 1-3000 (999 amino acids)
Biological process (GO): mismatch repair; mitotic recombination
Cellular component (GO): MutSalpha complex; nucleus
Molecular function (GO): ATP-dependent DNA damage sensor activity; mismatched DNA binding; ATP binding
Source: RefSeq, a predicted model, not a curated record
AUGUCCAGUACAAGGCCUGAUCUUAAGUUUACGGAUAAUCUGGAUGAACGUCUGUAUUUCAGAAAGUAUAACCAACUUCCUCCAAAAGAUGUGAAUACCAUUAGAGUUAUUGAUCACAACAAUAAGGAUUAUUUCACAGUAUUAGAUUCUGACGCUGAUUUAAUUGCUGACAAUAUCUAUAGAACUCAAUCAGUUAUUAAAUUCAACAAUAAAAACAAAUAUGUCACAAUAUCCUAUCAAGUUUUCAUCAAUGAUGUUUUAAAAUUUUGUUUGAUUGAUAAACAUUUAAAAGUGGAAAUUUAUAACAAUAAAACUUUUCAAUUAAUCACAACUGCAACUGCUGGUAAUUUGGAUAAUAUUUCUCAGGAAUAUGGUGUCAAUCUUGAAUUUCAGGAUUAUUCAAGUUCUAUUAUUGCUGGGGUGAAAUUUCAACAAACAGGUAUCAAUAAGAAAGUUGGUGUAUGUUUGAUUGAUAUCCUGAACUCAUCUAUUCAAGUUUCCGAAUUUGAUGAUAAUGAAUUAUAUUCGAAUUUGGAAAGUUUAUUGUUACAAUUAGGGGUUAAAGAAGUUGUCUUACCGUCUAACUAUAACCCACAAGAAGAGAAUGCUGAUAUGAUUAAAUUGUUUCAAGUCUUAGAUAGAAUUGGAAAUAUCGUUACUAGUUCCGUCAAAUCAUCGCUUUUUAAUCAUAAAGAUAUUGAACAAGAUUUAUCUAAAUUAAUCACCAACGAAGUGGAUGAUAAUGUUGGUGAACAACAGGGUGAAGUAAAUGUUGCUUUAGUAUUAGCAUCUAAGGGGAUCAGCACUACAGAGUUUCCAAUCUCUUUAGCUUGCUGUAAUGCAUUAGUUGCUUAUUUGGAUUUGCUUGGAGAAGAUGCUAAUAAAACCUUCUCAAUUGAACAAUAUAAUUUGACUUCAUACAUGAAAUUGGAUUCUUCCACCAUGAGAGCAUUAAACAUCUUCCCACAGACACCUAGUGGACCAAUGGGAUUCAAUAAACUGAAAAAUGUAAGUUCAAUCUUUGAAUUAUUAAAUGAUUGUAAAACUGCCGCCGGGUCAAGAUUAUUGUCUCAAUGGCUAAAACAACCAUUAACUAAUCUAACAAUGAUUGAAGAACGUCAAGCAUUGGUCAAUCUUUUGAUGGAUAAUACUACCCUAAGGGUAUUCACAUCUAACGAAUUCUUGUCUCGGAUUCCUGAUAUAAAGAGAUUAGUGAAGAAAGUGGCCACAAACAUUAACAAAACUACAGGAAACGAGAACAAAAAAUUGGAAGAUGUUGUCUCAUUAUAUCAGAUUGUAUUAGCUUUACCUGAUGUCAUUGAUGUUUUAUCAAAUACAAUUGAGGGAAUGAAAGGCGAGGAGAAUCAAGCCCAGAUUAUUACUCAGAUUGAAAAGUAUUGGUUAGCUCCAAUUCAAAAGAGUUAUGAAUCGUUACGAAAAUUUCAAGAGUUAGUGGAGACUACAGUAGAUCUUUCUCCAUUGGAAUCCUCUUCUGCUCAUGAUAUCUUGCACAACGAUUAUAACAUAAGACCUGAAUUUGACGAAUCAUUAGUUGAAAUCAAUGAAAGGAUACAAAAUAGUUUAUCAGAAAUUAAACAAUUGCAUAUUGAUGUUGCUGACGAUUUGAAUAUGGAAUUAGACAAGAAGUUGAAGUUGGAAAAGCAUAUUCAACAUGGUUGGUGUUUCCGAGUAACUAGAAAUGACUCAGUUGUCUUGAGAAAUAAAGGAAAGAAAUAUAAUGAACUUCAAACCGUGAAAGCCGGUGUUUAUUUUACUUGUAGAGAAUUAUCACAAGUAUCUCAAACUUAUUUAGAUGCAUUUGGUGAAUACAACAAGAAACAAAGGGAACUUAUCAAAGAAGUAUUGGCAAUCACAUUGACUUAUCAACUGGUAUUUCAAAGUAACUCAAAUACAGAACGAGUAAACCUACAGAACCGAAGAAAACGGUUACAUGCCAUUCUUGCUCCCACAUCGUUUGUGAAACCAAAAUUAUAUCCAUUGAGUGAUUCAAUAGACAGUGUGGAAUUCAAGCAAAGAAAGCUUAAAUUGGAAGACGCCAGACACCCAGUUUUGGAAGUUCAAGAUGAUAUCAACUUCAUUGCCAACGAUAUUUACUUAUCGAAUGAUCGCGAAGAAAAAGGAAAACCGUUCGUGAUAAUUACUGGUCCAAAUAUGGGUGGUAAGUCUACCUAUAUUAGACAAAUUGGGGUUAUUGCAUUAAUGAGCCAAAUUGGUUCAUUCAUCCCAGCAAGUGAAGACAAUUUUAUUCCAGAAAUUCCCAUUUUUGAUGCCAUUUUGUCAAGAGUAGGAGCUGGAGACUCUCAAUUGAAAGGAUUAUCGACAUUUAUGAUUGAAAUGUUAGAAACUGCAUCUAUUUUGGCAACUGCCACUCAUAAUUCCUUGAUUAUAAUCGAUGAAUUGGGGAGAGGUACCUCAACUUAUGAUGGGUUUGGGUUAGCAUGGUCUAUUCUGGAGCAUUUGAUUACUAGUAAGCAAUGCUUUGCAUUGUUUGCUACUCAUUUCCAUGAAUUGAAUCAAUUAUCGCAAAAAUAUCCCGAUAAAGUUGAAAACUUACACGUUGUAGCCCAUUUGGAAAAAGGAUCAAAUGACAAGGAAGAAGAUGACAUUACUUUGAUGUAUAAAGUUGAACCAGGCAUUUCCGAUAAAUCAUUUGGUAUCCAUGUUGCUGAAUUGGUUAAGUUCCCUACGAAGAUUAUUAACAUGGCAAAGAGAAAAGCAUCUGAAUUACAAGAAGAAAAGCAAGAUGAUCCCGAUGUAUAUAUUCAAUCGAAACGAACGAAAUGUUCGCCAGAAGAAAUUGGAGUUGGAAUUGAGAAAUUGAAGGCAAUACUAAAGAAAUGGAAAUCCGAAUGUUAUGACGGUUCGAAAUGCAAAUAUGACAGCCAAACAUCAGUUUCUAGAUUGCGGGAAAUUCUUGUACAAGAGCUGGAAUCAGUUCAAUCUGAUAAAUUGAUCGCAGAAAUUACCAGUUUGCUUUAA